Molecule: messenger RNA, 1481 nt
Organism: Carassius auratus (goldfish)
Lineage: Eukaryota; Metazoa; Chordata; Actinopteri; Cypriniformes; Cyprinidae
Gene: hlx1
Product: H2.0-like homeo box 1 (Drosophila)
Exons: 4
Coding region: 216-1259 (347 amino acids)
Biological process (GO): regulation of DNA-templated transcription
Molecular function (GO): sequence-specific DNA binding; DNA-binding transcription factor activity, RNA polymerase II-specific
Source: RefSeq, a predicted model, not a curated record
AAUGGAAGUGCUCGUCGUGUUUGGGGCGUGUUGGACCGCUCUGUCCUCUUCCAUUGGCUCACAAAGAGCCAAUCAAUAACGGAAGUCCUGCUUAGAGCUUUUUGGACUCCUGUCUGGAGUUUCAUACUUGAGGAGGAACGCGAGAGGACAGCUCGUACUCAUUACAUGUAGUUGUGUGUAUUCUCUGUCAAGCAGUUUUGGCUUCUCCUGUCGGGAUGUACACGGCGGGACUCAAUCCGUUUUACGCAUCGAACUUUAGCCUUUGGACCGCGUACUGCUCGAGCGGUUUUGGGGUGGACAGCAUGAAGAAACCCUCGUUCUGCAUCGCUGAUAUUCUGCACGUUGGAGAUGCGGAGAACAUCCCCGGUUCGUCUUCGCUCAUGGCUCACAUCGGAGCCCGAGCGCAGGGUUAUUCCUCGGGAUCCCCGUUACGCCCGUCCCCGGUCACUCCAAGCGCGUCCGCGUAUCACAGGCACGGAAUACACUUGACAUCCAGAGCCGCGAUGCACGCGCAAUCCGCGCCUCCGCUCUCCAGCAAAGACCUCAAGUUCGGGAUCGAUCGGAUAUUAUCCACAGACUUCGAGCCGAAGGGAAAAGAAUCGCUAUCGUUGAGAGAUCUCACAUCGAUUGUUAGUCCGAAUCGACAGUCAGCAGUCCCGUACUUCGCGUCCAUAGACCCGACCAUGAGCGAAACCUCCUCCAUGAUGGGUUCAAUAAGCAAUGCCGCCAGACAAUCAGGGCAACAUCAGUUUCAAGACACCUUCCCAGGGCCGUAUGCUGUGCUUUCCAAAGACACAAUGCCACAGACUUACAAGAGGAAAAGGUCGUGGUCCAGAGCCGUGUUCUCCAACCUCCAGCGGAAAGGCCUCGAGAAACGCUUUGAAAUCCAGAAGUACGUCACGAAACCGGACAGAAAACAGCUGGCCGCGAUGCUGGGCCUCACCGACGCACAGGUCAAAGUUUGGUUCCAGAACCGACGGAUGAAGUGGAGGCAUUCCAAAGAAGCGCAGGCGCAGAAGGACAAAGAGAAAGAGCAGCCGGAUAAAUCCGCGACCGAAACCGAACCCAAAGAGCGCGAGGACUCCGAGUGUGAAAGCGAACCGAGCGAGUCCGAAUUCGAGGACGGCGCGGAGGACAAAAGCGAUGUGGACAUUUCUGACCUCAACAAAGCCAGUGUGAUUAUUCCCGGAGCUCUCGACACAUCCAGCACAAACUCACCGACAGAACCGAGCGCAACCGCGCAACAAACACCGCAGUGAGGAACCGGAACACGCCGGUAACGCGUCACGGGACACACUAGAGCCAUCGUUUCAUUGUGACCCUUGAGAGAGAGGACUGCCUUAAAUCAACCACUCGACCUUCAUAACGAUUUGGGAAUUGAAUGUUCAUGAAUUAAGACGUUGAUAAACUUGACUGUAUUAUAUUUUGUCUGUAAGUAUUUGCACUGAAAAUGUAAAUAAACGUUUGUUACUAAUAUCCCA